AUGGCUCUCCGUCUCCGUCGUUCCUCGACCGCAAUCGUCUUCUUCCAACCCCACUUGAGCUCCCUCGCCGUCCUCUUGUGUUCCAACGCCAACUUCCUCUCCUUCUCGGCCCGUUUUCCCUCCGGUCCAUCUCCCCAACCCAACAAACCCACCACGGUCGGACUCGCGAGGCCAAAUUUGCGCGCCAACCGUGAUCGAGUCCAUCGUGCCGGAUCCGAUCUCCUCAAUGCUUGCAGUUGCUCGAUCUCUUGUGCCGACAACACCUUCUUACUUGCGUUCGGGUCUUGGGCACUCGCUUGA
Microbotryum saponariae is the source of this 300-nucleotide messenger RNA. The record is from the annotation of a GenBank genome assembly. NCBI's taxonomy places the organism in Eukaryota, Fungi, Basidiomycota, Microbotryomycetes, Microbotryales, Microbotryaceae.